Penicillium arizonense is the source of this 4377-nucleotide messenger RNA. Its product is annotated as putative eukaryotic translation initiation factor subunit eIF-4F. The transcript has 5 exons. Gene Ontology annotation, cellular component: eukaryotic translation initiation factor 4F complex. Bases 1 to 4377 code for a protein of 1458 amino acids. Gene Ontology annotation, molecular function: protein binding; translation initiation factor activity; mRNA binding. The record is from RefSeq and is a predicted model, not a curated record. Lineage: Eukaryota; Fungi; Ascomycota; Eurotiomycetes; Eurotiales; Aspergillaceae.
AUGACCUCGAACCCUCCUCAGUCGGGACAAGCACAGAGCACCGCGACCUCCGCUUCGACCCAGCCCGCAACCCCUGCGUCCACCCAGGCGCCCAAGUCCUACGCCAACGCAACGAAGAAGUCCGCGACGGAUUCAUCCGCCGCUCCAGCCACCGUGGGCGGUUCCGCGCAACAUGGGAAGUCGACUUCCGUCUCUCCUGUGAACGGCAAACCCAUGCAAAACCAACAGGCUUCGGGCGUGACCAUUGUCAAUGGCGCCCCGACUGCUCCGGCUUCCCAGGGCGAUCACUCUCGCAAGCCCUCUGUGACCAUCUCAUCCGCCGGUACCUCCGGAUACAUGCCCAACGGCGCCGCUAGUCGUCCCAACAGCCUUCAGUUCGGAUUCGCAAACCAGCAGAGCUCCCCCAACAUGGGCGCUCCCGCCGUGCCUGCAUCCAACCCGGCCCAGGCUGGCCUGAGUGCUCCCUCUGCGAACCCUCGUGUGACCUCUCCUCAGACUUCGCCAUCUCCCAUUCCCCAGCCUGCAUCCAGCGGAGGCCGUCCUCCCCCAUCGACAUACCAGGCGCAAGGAAACGUACCUAAUUUCGGUAGCUUUGGAGAAUCGGGCGAUGCCAACACAUCCCUCGCUCACGGUCCCCAACACCUGCGUCGCGAGUCGUCUCAAUCCACCCACAGCGAUAUGAGCAACAUGGGCAACGCCCCUGGACGCUCUGGCUAUCCCCACCAAGGCGGCCGCGGUCGUGGAUACUCCCAGUCUGGCUACCAGGGACCACAGAUUCCCUACUCGCCUAACCCCGGUUUCCGCCAGACUCCCAAUCAGCCUCGCGGCGGUCCUAACAUGGGCCCUCAGUUCCAUGGCCCCAACCAAGGUCGCCCUAUGGGUUAUCCCAACUCACCGCACCAAGCCAACCGCAGCCCUGCCCUGGCCAACGUCAACCCUACCACUCCCCAAAUGAACCAGGUCCCCAUGGCCCAUGGCCAGAUGCCUCCCGGCGCCUACGGUUACGGCCAACACAUUGGCCCUCAAGCUGUGAGACCCCCUUCUUAUUCUGCUUUCAAUUCCUCCCAACCUCCCGCCCGGCGUGGCAAUCACCAAAAAAAGAAACAAAACAAACCCUUCACCCCGGAUUUCCCCGUGGAUCUUGCACCAGAAAGCGGCCAGUUUGAACAGAUUCUAACAAUGAUGAAGACUUACCCAGGCUCGUACGACCCCAACUUUUACUAUAGCCAGGGAUUCUACAUGCCCCCAUCGCCGCAACCUCGUCCCGGCAUGCCCUUCAACCCUCAAGCACAGUUCCCGAACCCGAUGGGCUCCCAAUUCCCUGGGGGUCCCCAGGCGCCUGCUCUCUCGCGUGAGCCAUCUAUGUCUACUGACCGUCCAGGAUCGAGUCUCAGCGGCCACAACUCGGCACCCACCGGUCCCGCUGCUUCUGGCCACUCCCAUAACGCCAGCCGUACCUCGAACAGCCCCGCUCCCAAGCCUCACUUCAUUAUUCCCGCCAAGAAGAGCCCCAUUGUCAUUAAAGACCCUGGCAGUGGUGUUGUCAAGACCUUCGAAAAGAACCCUGCAUCCCCCGCACGUGCCACUCCUUCUCCUGUGAAAUUCACUCCCCCUCCCACAGCUACUCCUCCCCCGCGAACUGCCAGCGCCACUGAGCACAACCGUUCCGACAGCAAGGCCAACGCCGCCAAGACCGAUGAGGAGAAGAAGCAGGAGUUGAAGAAUGCCGUUCGUCUGAAGAUCCAGCAGGAUGAGGCUGAUCAGAAGCGUCUGGCCGACGAGGCUGCCCGCAAGACCACCGAAGCCGAGUCCAAGCCCAAGAAGGAGGACGAGACCGAGGCUGUUCGCGCCGCCGUCGAGGACCUCAGCAUCAAGGACAAGGCUGCUCCUGAAGAGCCCAAGGAGACCCCCGCUCCUACCUCUGCCCCUGCCCCUGUUCCCGCUCCCGCCGAUGACGACGAAAUCGACUUCGAUGCUAUUGAGCGCGAGAUGGCUGAAAUCGAGGCCAAGGAGCGUGCUGCUGAGGAAGAAUACUACCGUGCCAAGCAGGCCAAGAAGGACGAAGCUGAGCGCAAGGAGCGUGAAGAGCGUGAGAACUACGAGGCUAACAUGAAGAAGGCUGAGGCUGAGGCCGAGGCUCGUGAGAUUGCCCGUGAAAACGCUCGCGCCCAGGGAGAAAGCGAAUCUGGUGACAAGGACGCGUUCGCAUCGCUCAAGAAGGGUGGAUAUGGUGCUACCGAGUCAUCCACUCCUGCCGACAGCGGUGCUGUCACCCCUGUCUCUGACAUGGGUCCCCCGGCUAAGCCUACCGGUGCUAAGAAGCCUGCUGGUCUCAAGCUUGAUACCCCAAAGCCCACUGAGCCCCUGCAGCCCACCCCUGGUAUGAAGUCUCUGCAGAACGCCAAGUUCCUGGAUGACCUCAGCAAGGUUACCUACCCUCCAUCCAUUACUCCUCCAAACCCUGCUCUGAAUGCUGCUUCUCCCGCUGGCCGUCGCUUCCACUACGACCGGGACUUCUUGAUUCAGUUCCAGGCUAUCUUCAAGGACAAGAUCUCCGUCGACUGGGACUUGCGCAUUCGUGAAACAGUCGGUGACAAUGAUGCCUCUUCCCGGCCUCAGUCCGCUCGCACUCCCAGCAUGGGCGGUAGCCGUGCUAACUCGCGCGGCGGCCUUGGUAACUUCCCUAUGGGUACCUUCGGAACUGUCCCCAGACCUGGUGGUAUGCCCCCCAUGGGCGGCUCCGGAAUGGGUGGCCGCGGAUCAUCAAACUUCGGUCCCUUCCCUGGCUCUCGUCCUGGCCUCAACGGCCCCGGAAGCAUUCGCACUGGCAGUGGUGUGCCUCCUCGUGGUAGCAACAACAGCAAGGGUCCUCGCCAAGGCAGCAAGGCCGGCCCCAAGCACGGUGGCAAGAGUGAACACGAACAGAACAAGACCAUGCCUCUUACCGCUGGUAUGGACCUCAAGGCCAUCACUACUUCCGCGUCCGGUUGGAAGCCUCGCAGUGUCGGACAGUCUGCUGCUGGUCCUGCCCCUGGUGGCGAGGGCUACUUGGCUCCCGACGUUGUGCAGCGUAAGGUCAAGGCUGCUCUCAACAAGAUGACCCCCGAGAAGUUCGAUCGUAUCGCCGGCCAGAUCCUCGAAAUUGUUUCACAGUCCAAGGACGAGUCUGAUGGCCGCACUUUGCGCCAGGUCAUUCAGCUCACCUUCGAGAAGGCUACUGACGAGGCCCACUGGGCCCCGAUGUACGCCAAGUUCUGUAAGAGCAUGCUCGAGAGUAUGAGCGCCGAGAUCAAGGAUGAGAACAUUCGCGACAAGGCCGGCAACGUCGUUGCUGGUGGCAGUCUCUUCCGCAAGUACCUGCUCAACCGUUGUCAAGAGGAGUUCGAGCGUGGUUGGAAGAUCAACCUGCCCCCCAAGCCCGAGGGUGUUACUGAGGAGAUUGCUAUGAUGUCUGACGAGUACUACGUGGCCGCUGCCGCCAAGCGUCGUGGUCUUGGUCUCGUCAAGUUCAUUGGUGAGCUUUACAAGCUCGGCAUGUUGACAGAGCGUAUUAUGCACGAGUGUGUUAAGAAGCUUGUCGACUACGAAGGUAUUCCCGAUGAGGCGGAGGUUGAGAGUUUGACCAGUCUGCUCCGCACCAUUGGUGCCAGUCUCGAUGCUUCCGAGAAGGGCCCAGCCAUGAUGGAUGCUUACUUUGCUCGCAUCAACCUCAUGGUUGAGACUCCUAACCUGCCCAGCCGUCUCAGAUUCAUGCUACUGGAUAUCAUUGAUCUCCGUGCUGCGCGCUGGAACUCCAAGGAGGCUGACAAGGGUCCCCAGACCAUUCAAGAGAUUCGCGAGGCUGCUGCCCGUGCCGCUCAAGCCGCCGAAGCUGAGCGCCAGCGCCAGAACAGCAACCGUGGAGGUGGUGGCCGCAUGCAAAUGGGCCGUGGUGAUGCCCGCGGCUUCAGCUACAACAACCAAGCCCCUCCCCCCGACUACGCUUCCAGCAAGGUCGGCAGCGAUGAUCUCCGCCGUCUGCGCGCGACUCGCAACACCAACCAGCCAAUGUCAUUCGGUCCGUCUAGCCUGCUAGCAGGAGGCUCGCGCACCAACAGCGGCCGCAAGAACCUGGGUCCCGGAGGCAAUCUGGUUCGCGGCAGCGACGACAGCGCCGCCAGCAGCCGCACUGGCACUCCUCCUGCCGGCAAGAAGGAAGACAAGGACACCGCGUCUAUGAACGCUUUCAGCGCUCUCGCCGCUCUCGAAGACCGGGAUAACAUGGCGACCUCGCCGCCGUCAAACCCCACCUCUCCCAUGCUCACCAAGUCGCAGCCCGCGGCCGCUGAGCGUCGCCCCUCAAAAACCCCGUCAAAGGAUGGCGAGUCCGCAGCAUAG